GGUUGCAUAGAGUGAAGAAUCUCCUUCUGUUCAGAUUGUUGUUUUUCUCGUCUUUAAGCUAAGCGGUCAAUUUAUUUCGACCAACAUGUUCAAGGGUUUCGGGACGUGGCUGGGUCUGGAGAACCAGACGUACACGAAGACGGCAGACGACAAAGAAGAGCUGAGUGUGGAGCAGGAAGAAGAAAAGGUGGUUGAAGCACAAAACGAGGUAAACAAACAGCAACCAGCUGACCAGGAUGCAGAACCAGAGGCGAACCCAGAAGACCCAGAGCACGGAAAAGGACUUGGUGAUUACAUCUUCAGUUUUGCAUCCAGUGCCACCAAGAAGUUCUCCGAGUCGAUGGUGGAGACAGCUCAGACCAUCAAGAAGACUGUGGAAGAAGGGAAAAUAGACGGCAUUAUAGACAAGACUUUCCUAGGAGACUUCCAAAAGGAGCAAGAGAAGUUUGUCCAGGAGAAGAAAGCAAAAAAAUCAGAAGCAGCGGUGCCUCCCUGGGUCGGCUACAAUGAGGAGGAGACGAUCCAGCAACAGAUCCUGGCUCUGUCAGCUGACAAGAGAAACUUUUUGCGAGACCCUCCCGCUGGUGUCCAGUUCCACUUUGACAUGGAGCAGAUGUAUCCUCUGGCUGCAGUGAUGCUGGAGGAGGACCAGCUCCUCAACCGCAUGCGAUUUGACCUGGUUCCUAAACUCGUGAAGGAGGAAGUUUUCUGGAGGAAUUAUUUCUACCGGGUGUCUCUGAUCAAGCAGUCGGCUCAGCUUACAGCGCUGGCAGCCCAGCAGCAGCAGAAGGACGGAGAGGACCGAGGGGCCAAAGUUUCACCUGAGGACGUCGUCUUAACAGACAAUGUCAGACCAAAAACUCCACCUGUUUCCAUCAGCGACAUACAAGAGCAACGCCAUGAAGAAGAGGAGGAGAUGUCAACAAGUCCCGGAGUGUCCGAGUUUGUGAGCGAUGCUUUCGACUCAACCGCCAUCAACCAGGAGGACCUGAGGAAGGAGAUGGAACAGCUGGUCCUGGAUAAGAAGGACAGCCUCCCCUCCCCCGAUGACGAGUCGGCAGACUGGGAGAAGGAGCUGCAGCAGGAGCUCCAGGACUACGAGGUGGUGACUGAGGCAGACAACAAAGACGACCAAUGGGAUCAAGAGAUCGAGAAGAUGCUCCAAGCCGACGACAGCUAGACGACCACUGCGUGUCUGUCUCCUGUUCAGUGAUCUGGCCCCAGAACAGAGGAAUUGUGACCGGUGAUGCACAAGGGAGUGAACUUCCACUUUCCCUGCCCCGCCCAGCUGUGAUUACUAUCAUGUAAACAUUCUCUAAUGAAGGUUUUAGAUCCAAUAAUACCAAGAGUGUGGCACCUCUGCUGGAUACAGUGUUCAGGUGUCUUAGUAAAGUUCUCUUUCCUAAAUUACUUCUACCUACUUGCUUUCCUCUACCCUCUCUCUCUCUCUGUGUGAAGGGAGAACGCCACUAGAGGGCGCUCCAGUUCCAGUACAGUGAAUUUUAUAACGGAGGGGGCUUGUAUGAAAUGACAUUUCUCUGUUUCCACUGCUGCUUUCUGGUGGGUUGUACAGUAAAGUCCUGGUAUAGUUAUAGUAGAGUAAAGUCAAAUGUAAAGUUACAUGAAUGUAAAUAAAGAUGAUUCUAACACUACACUUUAUUUCAAGUUGCAUUUCGCUUUCAUUGCAUUGACCCGCUUGUCAUUUUACAUUUUGUAUCCAGUUCUCACAAACUCCUGUGUGCAUGUCUGCUUUACUUUCUCUGCAACUGAAUUACUGUACAUUUUCUGUUUAACCUGUCAUCCUUUAAUAAAUAUUUAUCCGUUUUUAUGUCAUCAUGUUUAAGGUUGGCACAAAAGUCCAUGGGACUAGAUUUUAAAAUAAUGUGAACUCUUGUUUUGAACAAUGCUACAAAUCCUUUUAAUGAUGCUAAAACUCAAAUUAUUUUUAUACAUACACUACCGGUGAAAAGUUUUAGAACACCCCAAUUUUUCCAGUUUUUUAUUGAAAUUCAAGCAGUUCAAGUCAAAUGA
Molecule: messenger RNA, 2031 nt
Organism: Centropristis striata (black sea bass)
Lineage: Eukaryota; Metazoa; Chordata; Actinopteri; Perciformes; Serranidae
Product: synapse-associated protein 1-like
Exons: 9
Coding region: 86-1180 (364 amino acids)
Cellular component (GO): cytoplasm; synapse
Source: RefSeq, a predicted model, not a curated record